Aegilops tauschii subsp. strangulata is the source of this 1911-nucleotide messenger RNA. Its product is annotated as rop guanine nucleotide exchange factor 3. Lineage: Eukaryota; Viridiplantae; Streptophyta; Magnoliopsida; Poales; Poaceae. The record is from RefSeq and is a predicted model, not a curated record. Gene Ontology annotation, molecular function: guanyl-nucleotide exchange factor activity.
UCCCUUGUCCCCGCUGCCACUCCCCCCGCAUGUUCCUACUCCUCCACUGCGCCACCACCAUCGCUAUCCCAUUCCCAUUCCUUCCUGCCCGGGCUCGAUCACCCGGCGCGCACCAUCACGCCGCACGCCGCACGCGCCGCCCAGAGCUGUGCCUGUGCGUGAACUAAGCGGUCGACGGUGCAUGCGCGGGGAUAGACAUGGACACGCCGACGUCGUCGACGUGGGAGGAGGGCUCGCAGUCCGACUACGCCGACUUCGACGACGAUGACGUGCCCCUCGACCAUCAGCGGGCCGGCGUGCUGCGAGCGCUAAACCUCCGCCGCGACGACGGGGACGACGGCGCCGCCUCCGACGUGUCGUCCGAGUGCAGCGGGGAGCCCGGGAGCCCGUACGGGUCGCCGUACCCGCGCUGGCCGGUCUGCAAGCUGGCGGCGCGGAUGCCGCCGCCGGCGCCGCUGCUGCAGAGGCUCGGCACGGAGCCGCGGCGCGGCGGCGCGCGUGACCGCAAGGCCGGUUGCACCGAGUUGCAGCUGAUGAAGGAGAGGUUCUCCAAGCUCCUGCUCGGGGAGGACAUGUCCGGCGGCGGCAAGGGCGUCUCCACCGCCGCCGCCAUCUCCAACGCCAUCACCAACCUCUACGCGACCGUUUUUGGGAGCUGCCACCGGCUGGAGCCCCUGCCGGUGGAGAAGAAGUCCAUGUGGCGGCGGGAGAUGGACUGCCUGCUCUCCGUCUGCGACUACAUCGUCGAGUUCUUCCCGUCCAAGGACAUCCUGCCCGACGGUACGACCCGAGAGGUGAUGGCGACCAGGCCGAGAUCCGACAUCUACGUCAACCUCCCGGCCCUCGAGAAGCUCGACGACAUGCUGCUCGAGAUCCUGGACGGCUUCCAGAAGACGGAAUUCUGGUACCUCAACGACAAGGCGCACAAGGACAGCUGCGACGACUCGGCGCCGUGCCGUCCGGCGAGCCACCGCGGCGAGGAGCGGUGGUGGCUGCCGGUGCCGUGCGUCACCAAGUCCGGGCUCACGGAGCCGGCCCGGCGGGACCUGCGGCAGAAGCACGACUGCGCGAGCCAGAUCCACAAGGCGGCCAUGGCCAUCAACAACGGCAUCCUCGCCGAGAUCAAGAUCCCGGAGUCGUACACGCAGACGCUUCCCAAGUGCGGGCGGGCGAGCGUGGGCGACGCGCUCUACCGGGGCAUGUCGUUCCCGGGCAAGUUCUCGCCGGAGUACCUGCUGGACUGCCUGGAGAUCUCGUCGGAGCACGAGGCGCUGGAGGCGGCGGACCGCGUGGAGGCGGCGAUGCACGUGUGGCGGCGCAAGGCGGGCCACGGCCACGCUCGGUCGCCGUGGGGCGCCGUCAAGGACCUCAUGGAGUCGGACAAGAACGUGAUGCUGGCGAGCCGGGCCGAGGACGCCCUGCUCUGCCUCAAGCACCGCUUCCCCGGCCUCUCCCAGACCACGCUCGACGCCAGCAAGAUACAGCACAACAAGGACGUUGGGCAGGCCGUCCUGGAGAGCUACUCCAGGGUGCUGGAGAGCCUGGCGUACACCAUAGUGACAUGUAUAGACGACGUUCUUUUCGCCGACGAGUCGGCGAGGAAGAUCUGAUGAUGAUGAUCAUUUGUUCAUCCUGCCUGGACCUGGACCUGGACCAGAAAACCAAAAUGCCGGUCCAUACAUCCGUCCAACAAUAUGUACAUUAUGCCAUAACAUGUAGUGGUAGUAGUACACUAAUGGAAGAUUGCAGCAUGAGCACAGUAGGCUACUCCGGCCCUAGCAUAGCCAUGCUUGGGGCUACAUUCAUUCCAUUCCCAUGGUCCCUCAGUUGCAUUGCAUUCUCUCUAUGAUGACAAUGGACGCCAAAGAGUACAGUAUCACUUGUCACUUGUGAAUGUUUCUCUUGUAUGGA